AUGGUUGGUCGACAUGGAAAAUCACAUUCGUGUACAAGUUCAAACUCAGUUCACAGCGCUCGAAAAACGGACGAUUGUCAUCUUGCCAUCGCCAAGUCCUUGAACCCCAAUGACAAUCCAUGUGCUGUAAUGGGUUGCAAGGAACAAUUUGUUUCUCGAGUAUCCUCAUACGAAGUAUUGGACAAUAUACAUCAACCACAAUCCAAGUGUCAAAGCAUCAGUCCAACUAUCAAAGGUCGUACGUCUGACGAGGGCUCUCUAUCUCCUCUCAAGCGAAAAGACGACAACGACUAUGCAUCUGAUCUACAUACACAACAGGCCAAGCGUAUUCAAAAGGAAAAUGGUUCGGAUCAUUGCUAUGCUCGCGAUAUUAUCAACCAAGAUCAAGAGUUAUGGGCUACGCUUGCAGCUUUGAGUGAAGAUAGUCGAACACCAGGUGUUAUCCCACGACUAGAGCCGCAGUUCACUAGUCUCAACAGAAAAGGCAAUACCAUGGCAGCUUAUUUAUGCAGCCCUUACACCGAUCAUAUUGCGACUGGAUUUGUUGACCUUGGAUGGGGAUGUGGUUACCGCAACUGCCAAAUGUUGAUGACCUUUUUGCAACGCCAACAAGAACAUGGUGAUUCCCUUGUACGAGAAGUGGCUGAUAUAUCGGGGCUCCAGCUGUUACUGGAAAGGGCAUGGAGUGAAGGAUUCGACAAGCAAGGAGCCAAGCAAUUGAAUCAUCGAGUAUACAAGACAAGGAAAUGGAUUGGUACUACCGAGGUGUAUUGUAUGCUGGUGUAUCUUGGUAUUCGAUGCACCAUUCUUGACUUUCAUCGACCAUCAGGACCCAACAAUUCCCAUGACAGCAUGUUUGACUGGAUCCAAUCAUACUUUCAAAGCGGCGUCUUGGAUAAGGAUCCCAAUACAUACAACAAGAAAGGCAUCGUGCACAUCACCGAUAGGCCACCACUCUAUUUACAGCACUCUGGUCAUAGCCGAACAGUGAUUGGCAUCGAGAUACUCAAAGAUGGGAAGCGUAACUUGAUCAUGUUUGAUCCUGGAAGGCGAAUGUUACGUUCGUAUCGAUCAUCUACAGCACCUGAAGACGACACUACAGUAUCCUCUGCCAAUUCAGAUGGUGACUCAAACUCUUUGGAUGGCAAUGACAAUCAGGCACAGCCCUAUUCGUUCACGUCACGGAUUCUAAGUUGGAAACCAAAAACGGGAUUACCUGCCAACCUCUUGCGUCCUUUUCGCGUUGAUGCCAAGACGAUUGCAAAGAAUCGGCAGUAUCAGCUUUUGGUGCUAGGUGAAGUUGAAGAUGAUCGUCCUAAUGGUGGCACCCUAUCAUGGAAUCGCGACAAGGGAUAUCUGUUGGAUCAAAGUGAACGGGAAGCAAUGAAAAAUGUAGCCAGUAUGCAGGCCCAUUAA
Messenger RNA from Lichtheimia ornata, 1416 nucleotides. RefSeq lists its product as uncharacterized. The record is from RefSeq and is a predicted model, not a curated record. The coding region runs from base 1 to 1416 and encodes 471 amino acids. NCBI's taxonomy places the organism in Eukaryota, Fungi, Mucoromycota, Mucoromycetes, Mucorales, Lichtheimiaceae. The transcript has 6 exons.